AUGGGCAGUCUUCUACAGAUGGGUAGAUGCAAGCAGGCACUUGUCCUCUGUCUGUCAGCAUCAGUGAUGUCCUUCUUCAUACACCACUAUUGCACAACAGAGGAAGACACAGAUAAAUGUGUUCCUCAGCAAAUAAGGUACAUUUUAUUUUUCAGCUGCUGUUUGUUUUAACUUUUGGUUUGAAGACUUCCAUCAGUUAUGGUGAAGCCUGAAAUCACUUCAAAUUACAUUUCAAAAUGUAAAGGUACAAUACACUUGUUUUUAAGAGUUCUGCCAUUGUGAAAAUCAAUAAAGUACUGUACCAGUUUUAAAAUUGUAUAUUGGGCCUCUAUCUUCAGCAAUGGAACCUGUCCAGUUCUUGUAGAUUAUUUUCGAUUUGUCCCUGUGAAUCAAUAGAGCCUUACCAUCCACCAGUCCCAGACAACCCAAUUGCAUUUGUCAGGGAAACGGAGUGUUUGAACUGAAAGAUCACCUUCCAAAAGACCAGUAUGAUGACAUAGUCAAACGAAGAGCUGAAGAGUACAAGAAGCAUCAUAUCAGGUGGGUGAAAAUACUACAAAUGUAACCUGGUGUUACGGACAUCACGUAGCUUGCUUAGCGAGUAACCCUUUUCUCCCCGAUUCGGCUCAUACCUGGCUCGAACUCGGGACCUCUGCUUCGCAACACUCGUGAACGUCCUCCUUAACAACAUUUCAAGCUAACUGUGGAGUUAGUUUAUUGCACAUUCUUAAUUCCGUUACACUGGCAACCAGGUCAUUUCAGGACAUGAUAUUCUUCCAUUUCAAGAAAGGAAGAAUAUCCACUAAAUUGUUUGUUAUAUCUUAAAUAUGCACAUGCGGACGGCCUAGGUGCUGUACACAGGAAACAUUUAUGGGACCAUUUGAUAAUCUCCUAGGACAAGCUCCAGUCUGAACAGGCUCAUCUUUGCUCAAUCCAACUCUCCUCUUCAGUAUCCAAUCCAGGGGUUCACUGUUGUCCCUCUUCAUUAAUACCAGGUAGCCUAUGCAAGAACCAUUUGUUUAUGUACCGUCCAUCAUCAGUAAAGAAUAACUGUAUAUAGUAUGUUCUUUGCAAAGCAGUUACACAAUAGAUUAGUAACUCCAUCUUUCAAUUGUUCUAUAAAAAUAUUAUUUCAGGUUUAGCUCUCCAUGCAGCAAAAAGACAAAUUUACAAGGUUGGUUCGAAAUGCUUUGAAUGGAUAAUGGGCUUGAGGGUCUUAUUUUCCCCAUGUUGUAAUAAACAACUGUUUGUUGGUGUUUGAUUGGAAUCUUUGGUAAGACUUUACAGUAAGGAUAUUUAUUGACAUAAAUUAUGCAGUGUAUGUUAUGGCUAAGGCCAUCGUACAGACAAACGCAGGAUACAAACAAAGUCAAUUUUACCCUUAAUGUUAAGAGUUACCUGCUCUUUUUGGUGGUGGUUCUUUACAUCAGGUGUCAUAUCUACCAUUUUCUGCUUAGCGUUUACUUGACGUAGGGUAGUCCCGGGAUGAAAGUAACACCGUUUUUUUCCUAUUUACUCAGAGAUCGAUAGAGUUAGAGAAACCAUAUUUUAUGAUAAACAACUUACAGUAUAUAUGUCCUCUACCAUUAGCAACUGUAAUUAUGUCUAAGGUAAAUUACAUUAAAAUAAAUAAAACGAGAACGAAACUAGCACAAUGCUACUUUUGUACCUGCCAGGCAGGUCUAAACUAACACAGGCUUGGAAAAUUAACAGCUGGACAAAAGUGCACAAUAUGUCUUAUUAAAAUUUUUCUGGUUUGUAAUGCUCGUUACUUUCAACAAAUGUACUAUCAGCCAUAGUUUCUAGUUUGUGUCGAUUCAAUAAAUAAGUAUAUGGUUUUGAAAUUCAUGAGAAUUAACCAUUCGUCAACAUGAAUCAGACUAAAGUGAUCACAUAAAAGCUAUAUUAACCAUCAUCUCUUUAAUGGGAAUUUUCAAUGACUAUUCAUGUUUAGCCCUACCAAUCAGAUGCGCUCCAGAUGUCUUUGUCAUGCGUGCUCCUCGUGUCUUGAUAGAAUAAACGUAUUUAUUCUCUUCCCAAAUGGAAAACUCAUCAUGCUUAUCACAUUUCCAUGGCUUGAGGUAAUUGACCCCCAGAAUCAUAGAUAUAUUUUUUUGACCACUAACCUGUUGAUAAAAGCAUAUUGUGAGAAGCUAAUCAAUCAAAAUAAAAAGGCACAAUUCUAAUUAUGUCAUGUAAUUUUAAAAAAUGUAGUCACUUGUUGAUAUUUUGAUAACAUUAUGAAAGUAAUUUUAACUAAAGGAGACAAUGGCCAGCGCUUAAACAAUUAUUUUAUUCCAGGUCAUCAGUUGACAUUUCGUCCCACCCGUCUCUCCUGUAACUUCUUCCAGGCUAACACCCAAGACUAGCUAGCAUGAUACUUAAAACCUAUGCUGUUGUUUAGUCACUAGAUGGGUUAAGAAAACGACAUAUGUAAGCACAGCUCUACAACCAAAAAACAUUUCUGGCCGGAUUUGGCAGCUUUUUUGUAGGGAGGUCGUCCUCCGCAUUAGGAACGUGCUGACUUCACUACAUCAUUACAGCUUCUGUGUUAUUUGAGAAAAUGGACAUGUUACUUUCGCCCUGUGUUACUUUAGUCCCGGUGUUAUGAUACUCCUGAUUUGUCCCACAGAUGGUUUGUAUACGUUUCUACUGUUGUGGCUAGAUGGAGAAGGCCUACAACGGCUUUGUUUGUAGCAAUGUAGCUAACGCUUUCCCUAACCUAUUUGCCACGUUAAUGUUCCUAACCUGCUAUGUAAACAAACCAUCUGUGGCAACAAAUCAUCAGUACCAUCACACCGGUUCUCCCUCUCUUCCUUUCCUUUUCGCAGUAAAUCGUUUUUUCCCCACUGGGUCAUUCCUCAGUUACGGUAUGUCUGUUUGAGACCGCACUGAUAUGAACAGGAUUGACAAGGUUAUUUCAAAUCUUUUAGCUAGCUAACUGCCUAUCCACAGACAGUUACACAAAUAUUAAAGGCACAUUUUCAAAUUAAAGUUUUACCAUGUAGAACAAAUUACUUCAUCUAUUUUUCACAUUUGUGUACAGUGACAGAAAUGCCUACAAGUUCUGUGCUCCUUGUUCUGGUUCAAUCUAACUUCUAACAACACAACUUUGUUUUAAUACACCUUUGAGGAACUUAAUUGAUUAGAUAAAGAAGUAUGCAGAUGCUAACAGGAACCACAUUGAUUCAACAACUGUACAGUCACAUAAGUUCCAUAGAAGGGGAAGAUGGUCCAUCUUCUCAACCUUUGACCUCAGUCUAUGAAAAUGCUAUGGUGUUAUGUACCUGCAGGUGACUCUGAGUGUGUCCAGUGGUGUCCUGGCCAUCGAGGCCCUUGGAGAGGGGGACAAAGAGGGACAGGGAGAGCAAGAGAUCACUGUCCAGUCUACCAGCCUAUCUGACCUCAACAAUCUUCUGGGACGAAUGACCUACACCAGCACUGUGUACCGGAUGAGGACUGGAGACCUGGGUAAGGCCGUAGAUCCAGGUUUCCUACCAUACCCAUGUCUUCCUCUCUACAUGAUCUGAGACCAUCAUAUGACACCACCCUUCCCUGCUCUUUCACCAGCUCACUUCACGUUUGAACACCAUGAGGCUGUCUUCCCUAUUGUCAUCCAGCAGCCAUCAGUGCCUGUUUUAUAUGACAUAGGAAACGGUGAGAUCCCCCUUUAUUCCCUUGUAAUGUAGCCAGUAUCUGAAAGUGAAAUUGGGGAGAAUUAAUCAACCAUAGGGGUAGGAUCAAGGCUCGGGAUCAGACUGGUGGGAUAGAAAUAAAGGGUACACUAAAGAUGAUGUGAUUGUUAAUUCGUUGUUUUUGGUCGUGAAGCUUCUACGGGAAUAUGCAAAUGGGGGUGUCUUUAAACCGCAAAAUGUAGGGCUAUUGUUACGUACCAUUAGGAAGAAAUAUGACAUCACCCCUCAUAUAAUGAAAAUAUGAAAGCAGAGCAAACAUGCUGUCAGCUUGCCAACUUCAACAUUCCAUAACCCUACUAACUCCCUUCCUGAAAAGUGUGGCAUUAAGCAUCCUCCUCAUGAGCUCCACAAACCCUGCUGGCUUACCAACUUCAACAUGCCAUCACCUAGCUGCUAUCAGCAACGCUGGUGUAUUGACAUAGUCAGGUCCAAAAUUAUUGUCACCCUUGAUAAAGAUGAGCAAAAAAUACUAUAAAAUAAAUAAUUAAAAUACUAAUUUGCUGUAUAUUGUAUGCAAGAAAAGAGAGAAAUUAUGUAAUUUUAUAGUAAUACAAUUGCUCAGAGAAAGAGAUUUUGUUUUAGAAGUUAAAAAGAUAGGGGUCAAAAGGAUUGGCACCUCUGUUUUCAACACUCAAGCACCCUCCCCUUGCGAGAAUAACAACACUGAGACCUUUUCUAAAAUGCUUUAUGAGAUUGGAGAACACAUUGGGAGGGAUCUUAGACCAUUCCUCCAUACAGAAUCUUUACAGAUCUUUGAUAUCCUUCAUCCUGGUACUUGGUAAAGUUCAUGAUGCCAUUGACCUUAAUGGCCCCUGGACCAGUGGAAGCAAAAAUAGCCCCAUAACAUUAAAGAUCCACCACCAUAUUUACAGUAGAUAUGAGGAACUUUUCUGCAUAUACAGUACUUCCGUUUUUCGAUGCCAAACCCACCACUGGUGUGCGUGGCCAAAUAACUCUAAUUUGACAUCUGACCAUAGCACCGGUUCCAAUCCAAGUGCCAAUGCUGUGCCAAACUCCAGGCGGUGCUAUAGUCAGAUGACAAGAAAAUAGAGCUCUUUGGCCACACGCACCAGUGGUGGGUUUGGCGUCGGAAAACUGAUACACAUACUCACCAGCAUUGCUAGUAAUUAGCUUGCAAAAAACUGAACAGUCUUUGGGAAGCCAGAAGUUAAAUAAAAUUGAAUUUCAACUUACUCUGCCGGUUGUCUGGUAACUUAUUAUUAAACAGACUUUCCUAAUGUGACAGCCUGUGAGGUCGGUGAGAUGGUUUUGUGGAUGCAGGAACAGUCAUAUGUAUGCUUUUUUACAUAAUAGUGUAGGUUAACAGGGAGAAUAAACCAAUAUCAAAGUUAUCAAUAUCUUUUUGAAUUAUCAAUAUUGGUUACCACCACUAGCAGACAUUUUGUAUAAAAGCUUAAAAUGACCCCUAAUUCUGGAUUUCACAUGACUGAGAAUACAGAUAUUAAAGAUACCUUUAAAAAAAAAAAGUAGGGGCGUGGAUCAGAAAACCAGUCAGUAUCUGGUUUGACCACCAUUUACCUCAUGCAGCGCGACACAUGUACUUUGCAUAGAGUUGAUCAGGCUGUUGAUUGUGGCCUGUGGAAUGCUGUCCCACUCCUUUGCAAUGGUUGUGCGAAGUUGCUGGAUAUUGGCGGGAACUGGAACACGCUGUCGUACACGUCGAUCCAGAGCAUCCCAAAUAUGCUCAAUGGGUGAUAUAUGGGUGACAAAUGGUGAGUAUGCAGGCCAUGGAAGAACUGGGGCAUUUUCAGCUUCCAGGAAUUGUGUACAAAUCCUUGCGACAUGGGGCUGUGCAUUAUCAUCCUUGUGACAUGGGGCUGUGCAUUAUCAAACAUGAGGUGAUGGUGGCGAGUGGCACGACAAUGGGCCUCAGGAUCUCGUCAUGGUAUCUCUGUACAUUCAAAUUGCCAUCGAUAAAAUGCAAUUGUGUUCGUAGCUUGUGCCUGCCCAUACCAUAACCCCACCUCCACUAUGGGGCACUUUGUUCACAACGUUGACCUCAGCAAACCGCUCGCCAUCUGCCCGGUACAGUUGAAACCGGGAUUCAUCCAUGAAGAGCAUACUUCUCCAGUGUGCCAGUGGCCAUCGAAGGUGAGCAUUUGCUCACAGAAAUCGGUGACGAUGCCAAACUGCAGUCAGGUCAAGACGCUGGUGAGGACGACGAGCAUGCAGAUGAGCUUCCCUGAGACGGUUUCUGACAGUUUGUGCAGAAAUUAAUCGGUUGUGCAAACCCACAGUUUCAUCAGCUGUCUGGGUGGCUGGUCUCAGAUGAUCCUGCAGGUGAAGAAGCCAGAUGUGGAGGUCCUGUGCUGGCGUGGUUACAUGUGGUCUGUGGUUGUGAGGCCGGUUGGAUGUACUGUCAAAUUCUCUAGAAUGACGUUGGAGGCGGCUUAUGGUAGAGAAAUGAACAUUACAUUCUCUGGCAACAACUCUGGUGGACAUUCCUGCAGUCAACAUGCCAAUUGCACGCUCCCUCAUAACUUGAGACAUCUGUCGCAUUGUGUUGUGUGACAAAACUGCAUAUUUUAGAGUGGCCUUUUAUUGUCCCCAGCACAAGGUGCACCUGUGUAAUGAUCAUGCUGUUUAAUCAGCUUCUUGAUAUGCCACACCUGUCAGGUGGAUGGAUUAUCUUGGCAAAGGAGAAAUGCUCACUAACAGGGAUGUAAACAAAUUUGUGCACAAAAUUUGAUAGAAAUAAGCUUUUUGUGCGUAUGGAACAUUUCUGGGAUAUUUUAUUUCAGCUCAUGAAGCAUGGGACCAACACUUUACAUGUUGCGUUUAUAUUUUGGUUCAGUAUACAAAUCAAAUAGACACGUCCACCUCCAAUUGCAGUAGGAUCUAGGAUGUCGCUGCAUUAAACCAGAGAUGAUCUCUCAUUGCAGAUAUCAAUUCCCGGGUGACCAUCGUCACUAAGACGUUUCUGAGAUACACUGAGCUGCAGGUCCUCAUCAGUAGCAUAAGGACCUAUUACAAGGACAUCAAAAUCAUUAUCGCCGACGACAGCCUGGAGCCACAGAAAGUGAACGGCCCCAACAUUGAGCAGUACAUCAUGCCCCCAGCACAGGUACAAGCUGGUUUUGGUCAAAUUGAAAACCUCAAAGUGGACAUUCAAGGUGAAUUGAUGAUGGACAUAAAAUACAGUGGGGAAAAAAGUAUUUAGUCAGCCACCAAUUGUGCAAAUUCUCCCACUUAAAAAGAUGAGAGAGGCCUGUAAUUUUCAUCAUAGGUACACGUCAACUAUGACAGACAAAUUCAGAUAUUUUUUCUCCAGAAAAUCACAUUGUAGGAUUUUUAAUGAAUUUAUUUGCAAAUUAUGGUGGAAAAUAAGUAUUUGGUCACCUACAAACAAGCAAGAUUUCUGGCUCUCACAGACCUGUAACUUCUUCUUUAAGAGGCUCCUCUGUCCUCCACUCGUUACCUGUAUUAAUGGCACCUGUUUGAACUUGUUAUCAGUAUAAAAGACACCUGUCCACAACCUCAAACAGUCACACUCCAAACUCCACUAUGGCCAAGACCAAAGAGCUGUCAAAGGACACCAGAAACAAAAUUGUAGACCUGCACCAGGCUGGGAAGACUGAAUCUGCAAUAGGUAAGCAGCUUGGUUUGAAGAAAUCAACUGUGGGAGCAAUUAUUAGGAAAUGGAAGACAUACAAGACCACUGAUAAUCUCCCUCGAUCUGGGGCUCCAUGCAAGAUCUCACCCCGUGGGGUCAAAAUGAUCACAAGAACGGUGAGCAGAAAUCCCAGAACCACACGGGGGGACCUAGUGAAUGACCUGCAGAGAGCUGGGACCAAAGUAACAAAGCCUACCAUCAGUAACACACUACGCCGCCAGGGACUCAAAUCCUGCAGUGCAAGACGUGUCCCCCUGCUUAAGCCAGUACAUGUCCAGGCCCUCUGAAGUUUGCUAGAGUGCAUUUGGAUGAUCCAGAAGAGGAUUGGGAGAAUGUCAUAUGGUCAGAUGAAACCAAAAUAUAACUUUUUGGUAAAAACUCGUCGUGUUUGGAGGACAAAGAAUGCUGAGUUGCAUCCAAAGAACACCAUACCUACUGUGAAGCAUGGGGGUGGAAACAUCAUGCUUUGGGGCUGUUUUUCUGCAAAGGGACCAGGACGACUGAUCCGUGUAAAGGAAAGAAUGAAUGGGGCCAUGCAUCGUGAGAUUCUGAGUGAAAACCUCCUCCCAUCAGCAAGGGCAUUGAAGAUGAAACAUGGCUGGGUCUUUCAGCAUGACAAUGAUCCCAAACACACCGCCCGUGCAACGAAGGAGUGGCUACGUAAGAAGCAUUUCAAGGUCCUGGAGUGGUCUAGCCAGUCUCCAGAUCUCAACCCCAUAGAAAAUCUUUGGAGGGAGUUGAAAGUCCGUGUUGCCCAGCGACAGCCCCAAAACAUCACUGCUCUAGAGGAGAUCUGCAUGGAGGAAUGGGCCAAAAUACCAGCAACAGUGUGUGAAAACCUUGUGAAGACUUACAGAAAACGUUUGACCUGUGUCAUUGCCAACAAAGGGUAUAUAACAAAGUAUUGAGAAACUUUUGUUAUUGACCAAAUACUUAUUUUCCACCAUAAUUUGCAAAUAAAUUCAUAAAAAAUCCUACAAUGUGAUUUUCUGGAAAAAUAUUUCUCAUUUUGUCUGUCAUAGUUGACGUGUACCUAUGAUGAAAAUUACAUGCCUCUCUCAUCUUUUUAAGUGGGAGAACUUGCACAAUUGGUGGCUGACUAAAUACUUUUUUUUACCCACUGUACAUGUUGAGCAUGUAUGAUUGAAUUUCUGAGUUGAAAGGAAUAUAAAUAACAUUUUAUUGAAAUGUUAUUGUCAAUUAUUGUGACAUGUGCAUUUCUUAAUUACUCUGGUGUAUGUAUUUGUCUCCUGGAGCAGAUCAGUGCAAUAAGGGCAACCUGCCAUAGACCUACACUUACAGAUGUAGGAUCUUAAUCUGAGCCAGUUUGCUACAGCAGGAAAAUAAUCCUGCAGCAAUAGGAAAUGUGGAUUAUAAUUAAUGGAAAUUUUUUAGGGGUUGAUGAUUUUUUUGUUAGGGAAAAUUAAGUCUGAAGUUUUAAAGUGCAAAUUACAAAUGUUAGCUGUGCAGGAAAAUUCUCAGCAACAAAAUAGUCAUCAAAUUAAGAUCCUACAUCUGUAACAAACUCCAGUCGGCCACACUGGAAUUGAAUAUAUAUUUUUUUUAGAAGAACGCAGACAACAACCAAAGCCUUGAGAAAUUUGAAUUGUCAUUAUCAGCAGCAGCAGGCAAACAAAUGAACAGGUUUUGGCAACAGCCUUCGUAAGCAUGCACGUUUAUUUAAAUGACGUCAAAGAAAUGUUUCUCUUUCAUGGUGGCUUUUGUUGAAACAAAAGGCCCUUUUUUAUUGGCUGAGUUUACACAGGCAGCCCAAUUCUGAUCAUUCCUUUUCACUAAUCGGUCUUUUGACCAAUCAUAUCAGCUCUGAAAAAGAGCUGAUGUGAAAAGAUCUGAUGUGAUUGGUCAAAAGACCAAUUAGUGGAAAAAAAUAUUACAAUUGGGCAGCCGGUGUAAACACAGCCUACCUGGCUGUAACAUGCGUCCUUUGUCCUGAUCUUGUCCACAUUCUUAUUGUGGCCACAUUUUUAGACUGGUGUAGACGAUUAAAAGACUAAUUGUGAUCUAAUUGUUAUCAGAUCUUCCUGACCACCUCCCGAGGUAGACACACAUUGUGUUUGGAUAUCCUACAAGUGUAGACGGAUCUGGACAGUGAAACCAUUUAAAUCAUCAUUAUCCCACCCUCUAAAAUCAUUGACAGGUGAUGCCAUUGACUUAUGGCAUCAAUAUGUCUUAAAAUAAAUACUAUUUAGAAAGAAUAGCUGUCAAAUAUUCUGCAUACAGGGAGGCACUAGGAUGCAGACACAGUGGACGGUUAAGAGACAUUUUACUACCAUGUGUAGAUGCAAACGGUUACAAUGUGGACAGGUGCGUUGUCAGUGGGGUGUCAGGGGUGGAACCCCACUGAAAUAUGAUUGCCCCCCCACCCCCAUUCUCAUUGGGUCAGAGCGCUGUCAAUCUGAGCUAUCAGCAGUUAAGUGGUUUUGGUUUUCUUCCUACACAUUUCGCUCUAACUUUCGUUCUAACUUUAAUUUAUGACCCCAUUCCUGAAAGGUAAGACUGUUUCCCUUCACAAUGCUCACCAGCCACGCAGGAGACAUUAGAAGGUACUGUGACAAAACCGCAAUUGAAAGAAAUGCAGAUAUUUUUCAAUUAUCAAUAUUUGUAGGAUUCAUUUCAGUCACUUACUGGUGCAAAUACAAAUUGUUACACCUUUGCCAUAUUCAAGUCAUUUUACAUAUUUUCUUAUUAGCCUUAUCAACAUAGAAACUGGUUGUAGUUUUUGUGCUACAAUGGUUAAAAAGGCUAUUCUGUAACAAUAUAGCUAAAAUCACUAUUGUUUGUCAGUGUCAGGGUAGCCUGUCAUUUCGGUCAUUUGUGUGGUAUUAAAAAAGAUUCUGCUAACUCCAGUAAUGUAAAUUGCUUUCAUCAAUCUAACCAUGUCAGAAUCAGACUUUAUUUUUACUGUCAAAGUAUACUGAGCAGUGGAGGCUGGUGGGAAGAGCUGUAGGAGGACAGGCUCAUUGUAAUGGCUGGAAUGAAAUUAAUGGAAUGGUAUCAAACACAAGGAAACCACAUUUGACUCCGUUCCAAAUUAUUCCAUUCCAGCCAUUACAAUGAGCCCAUCCUCCUAUAGCUCCUCCCACCAGCCCCCCCUAAAGAUUUCCCUAACAAUCCUGUUGACAUGGACACACCUGAAAUCAGGCUACCUAAUGCGACUUUGAUAAAUGCAGACAAUCGCCAAUCAAAAUAAACGUUCUACCACAGCGAGCAUGUUAUUUUUGGGAAGCAUGUUUUAUUCUGAGUUCGGACAUAUAAAGUUUGUAUGUGAACUACUUCUAAGAGGCAUACAUUCAGUUGUUCCGAACACACUUAACUCGCGCUAAAGAGGGAGGCUCGCUCGGCUGGUGCUAUCACAUGCGCAAAUCAAAUACCUCUGGAACGCUGAUUUAAGGUGUUUAUAUGUCCUAAUAAUUCGAAAGAUUGCUCAGAAAACAAGGUGUAUUAAUCGGCGUAUGCUUACUUCGAUUUUGACCUUACGCCGAUUAAGAUAAGCAGAGUAAGGUGUUUACAUGGCUAUUGCAGAAUCUGCCUAAUGCCAUAAUCAGUUUAAUAUCCAAUUAUUAGUGUGCAUGUAAACGUACUCACUGAUUGAAGUGGAUUUAACAAGUGACAUCAAUAAGGGAUCAUAGCUUUCACUUGGUCAAUCUAUGUCAUUGAAAGAGGAGGUGUCCUUAAUGUUUUGUAUACUCAGUGUACAAUCAUGCCAACCGUUGUGAAUAUGUUGUGGAAUUUAAUUUGAAUUUUUAUCAUGUACAUAAUAAAUGUUAAAUAUGAAGAAAAGCAGUAUGACAAUUUGACAUCACCUAGAAAUAAUAGGUGCAUGCCUAUUGUUCUCCAACCGCUAAAGAAGUUGUCGCCAGAACCCGUCCAUUUGUUAGACAACUGCAGCUGCUAAAGAACAUUAUAUUUCAGUUAGUGCAGGGUUUCCUUUCCUAUCGUAUACAGGUGUAGGAUCUUAAUUUGAUCACUGUUGCUGGGAAUUUUCUUGCGCCGCAGGAAAUACAGAUAAGCUUUGUGAUUUACAUAAAUUCACUGAAAACCUGUGCUAACACAUGGUAAUAUUAACUGUAUUGCACUUUUUAUGUAGCAUAAUUUUGGCCAGCUAAUAGCCUAACCACUGAUCAAGCAACAUUAUGUACUAAACUUUCAAAUCCCUUUGCUGGUCAAAUUAAGAUCCUACAUCUGUAUGCCUUUAGAACCCUGCACCCAAAGACUUUUGAUGAUGAACUAUUGAGUCGGGAACACAUUCUGCAAUUAACAAGUCUACCGUUCUUUUUUUUAUAGGAUGUUUUUAUCACAGAUAGGCACUGCUACAAAGUAAUUUUGAGGACAUUUUCCUUCCCAAAGGGCUGGUUUGCUGGCAGGAACCUGGCUGUCUCUCAGGUCACUACCAAGUACUUUAUCUGGGUCGAUGACGACUUCCUGUUCACAGACAAAACCAAGAUCGAGAAUCUGGUGGAGGUGAUGGAGGCCACACCAGAACUAGACGUGGUGAGCAGAGUAACUGUAACCUGAUCCCCGAUCUGUCACCAGGCUAGAAAAGGUAUUACCUGUUUUGCUUAGACUGGGGCUGGAAUUCAGUGGUAACACAACUCUCAACCAACACUUUCUCUUCACGAUAUUGAUGGUGUCAAGGUCCUCCCCUCCAGUGAGGUUCAAAACCUUGGUGUGAUACUUGACAACCAGCUCUCGUUUUGAGGCCCUCAUCAAAAGUCUGACCAAAGUCACAUUUUUCUAUCUAUGGAACAUUGCCAGUUUACAACCUAUGCUGUCACAGCCUGCAGCUGAGCGACUCAUCCACUCCUUUAUCUCAUCCUGUCUGGGCUAUUGUAAUGCCCUGUUUAUUGUUACAUCUGCCAAGUGCCUAAACAGGCUACAAUAUGUCCAAAACUGUGCUGCACGUGUCCUCACACCUACCCUGCGAGCACAUCACUCCAGUGCUGUUCAACCUCCACUGGCUCCCUAUACGCUCACACAUCCACUUCAAAAUCCUGCUUCUCACCGACUAAGCUAUCCACAACUCUGGACCCAAGUACCUGUCUGACCUCAUUCUACCCUCCUGCCCCACACGCACAUUUCGCUCCACCAGGUCCACCUCCCUUCAGCAGCCCUUCAGCAGACUAAUAACUAUGUGACAGGGCUUUCAGUUGUGCGGCUCUGCGGCUGUGGAACACACUUCCAUACACUGUUAGGGCUGCAGAGUCUCUGUCCUCGUUUAAGGCACAGCUCAAUACCCUGCUGUUCAGAAAAGCUUUCAAGGACCUCUGCGAAUUCUAUUCUCAUGUCCUCUGGAUCUGACAACACGUGAAUAUAGCUUUGUUUGUUGUCUGUGUUCCACACUCUUGGAAAAAAGGAUUCCAAAAGGGUUCUUCAGCUGUCCCCAUAGGAUAACCCAAUUUGGUUCAAGGUAGAACCCUUUUUGGUUACAGGUAGAACCCUUUUGGGUUCCAUGUAGAACCCUCUGUGGAAUGGUUUCUACAUGGAACUGAAAAGGGUUCUACCUAUAAAUAAAAAUAGUUAUUCAAAGGGUUCUCCUAUGGGGACAGCAGAAUAACCCUUUUAGGUUCUAGAUACAGUCUUAUGAAGAAAAAAAAGUGCUAUGUUCUCUGUGUUUUGGAUUGUUUCUAUUGUAUUUUUUUUCUACGCAUUGGGUCUGAGAAAUGCGCUUUACAAAUUAAAUGAAGAAUUAUUAUUAUUAUUAUUACUACAUGUGAACCUGCUCUGUUCUCUGCCUCCUGUGAUCAGGUGGGCGGCUCUGUGGCGGGCCACGGCCAGUUCUACUUCUCUUUGGUGUACGAGGAGGGUAAUGGUGAGGACGGGGGUUGUCUGAACAGAAAUGGUGCAGUGAAAUACCAACCUGUUCCAGGCUUCCCCACCUGCUCCUUCACCAGCGGGGUGGUCAACUUAUUCCUUGGUCGCACCGAUGCCGUGCUCAAAGUGGGCUUUGACCCCCGGCUGAAGAGAGUGGCGCAUUCAGGUGGGCGUUUAAAAAAAUAAAUAAUGUUUACCUUUAUUUAUCCAGGAAGUCCCGCUAAGGUCUGAAGAUCUCCAUUAGGAGGGAUACUUUUUUAAAUGUAUAUAUGUACAGUAGGGAGAACAAGUAUUUGAUACACUGCCGAUUUUGCAGGUUUUCCUACUUACAAAGCAUGUAGAGGUCUGUAAUUUUUAUCAUAGGUACACUUCAACUGUGAGAGACGGAAUCUAAAACAAAAAUUCAGAAAAUCACAUUGUAUGAUUUUUAAGUAAUUCAUUUGCAUUUUAUUGCAUGACAUAAGUAUUGAUCACCUACCAACCAGUAAGAAUUCCGGCUCUCACAGACCUGUUAGUUUUUCUUUAAGAAGCCCUCCUGUUCUCCACUCAUUACCUGUAUUACCUGCACCUGUUUGAACUUGUUACCUGUAUAAAAGACACCUGUCCACACACUCAAUUAAACAGACUCCAACCUCUCCACAAUGGCCAAAACCAGAGAGCUGUGUAAGGACAUCAGGGAUAAAAUUGUAGACCUGCACAAGGCUGGGAUGGGCUACAGGACAAUAGGCAAGCAGCUUGGUGAGAAGGCAACAACUGUUGGCGCAAUUAUUAGAAAAUGGAAGAAGUUCAAGAUGACGGUCAAUCACCCUCGGUCUGGGGCUCCAUGCAAGUUCUCACCUCGUGGGGCAUCAAUGAUCAUGAGGAAGGUGAGGGAUCAGCCCAGAACUACACGGCAGGACCUGGUCAAUGACCUGAAGAGAGCUGGGACCACAGUCUCAAAGAAAACCAUUAGUAACACACUACGCCGUCAUGGAUUAAAAUCAUGCAGCACACGCAAGGUCCCCCUGCUCAAGCCAGCGCAUGUCCAAGCCCGUCUGAAGUUUGCCAAUGACCAUCUGGAUGAUCCAGAGGAGGAAUGGGAAAAGGUCAUGUGGUCUGAUGAAACAAAAAUAGAGCUUUUUGGUCUAAACUCCACUCGCCGUGUUUGGAGGAAGAAGAAGGAUGAGUACAACCCCAAGAACACCAUCCCAACCAUGAAGCAUGGAGGUGGAAACAUCAUUCUUUGGGGAUGCUUUUCUGCAAAGGGGACAGGACGACUGCACCGUAUUGAGGGGAGGAUGGAUGGGGCCAUGUAUUGCGAGAUCUUGGCCAACAACCACCUUCCCUCAGUAAGAGCUCUGGAUAAGAGCGUCUGCUAAAUGACUCAAAUGUAAAAUGUAAGAGCAUUGAAGAUGGGUCGUGGCUGGGUCUUCCAGCAUGACAACGACCCGAAACACACAGCCAGGGCAACUAAGGAGUGGCUCCGUAAGAAGCAUCUCAAGGUCCUGGAGUGGCCUAGCCAGUCUCCAGACCUGAAACCAAUAGAAAAUCUUUGGAGGGAGUUGAAAGUCCGUAUUGCCCAGCGACAGCCCCGAAACCUGAAGGAUCUAGAGAAGGUCUGUAUGGAGGAGUGGGCCAAAAUCCCUGCUGCAGUGUGUGCAAACCUGGUCAAGACCUACAGGAAACGUAUGAUCUCUGUAAUUGCAAACAAAGGUUUCUGUACCAAAUAUUAAGUUCUGCUUUUCUGAUGUAUCAAAUACUUAUGUCAUGCAAUAAAAUGCAAAUUAAUUACUUAAAAAAUCAUACAAUGUAAUUUUCUGGAUUUUUGUUUUAGAUUCCGUCUCUCACAGUUGAAGUGUACCUAUGAUAAAAAAUGACAGACCUCUACAUGCUUUGUAAGUAGGAAAACCUGCAAAAUCGGCAGUGUAUCAAAUACUUGUUCUCCCCCACUGUAUUUAUUUAUUUUCUCCUUCUUGAUUAUUUUAGGAGGGAGACUUGGCCAAUAUGUAUUAUGCAUAAACAGUAUGAGAAGUGCACAAUGUGUAUGACAGAGGUAUCGUAUAAUAUAUGUAUAAUGUUGAGUGUGUAAUGUACAGUCAAUCUAUUUUGUACUGUAUAUAGCAGCACUGUGUGUCUUAAGAUAAUUUUCCCACCAGGGACAUUAAAGUUCAUCCUAUGCUAAGAUGGCAGAUAAAACCCAAGUAAAAACAGUUGCACACAUUUUACAUUUACAUUUUAGUCAUUUAGCAGACACUCUUAUCCAGAGUGACUUGCAGGAGCAAUUAGGGUUAAGUCCUUGCUCAACGGCACAUCGACAGAUUGCAGCAAGUCUGUAAACUACGUCAAUAGGAAAUCUGGAAAGCUGUGUCAAUAAGAAAGACAGAGGGACAAACUCGAGAGUGAUGUUCAGUUUCAGUGUUGUUGGGUUACGUGUGGUAAGUUUUGAAGAAGUCAAUUUUUUAUAUAGAUUAUUAUGAACAUGUUGCUGUUAUUAUGCUUAAGGCACUGCUCUGUCUUUGGUAAUUCAUAUUUGGUCCAUUCCAUUUUCCCUGUCCAUAUGUCUGUUUCAGAGUUCUUCAUGGAUGGGUUGGGCAGUUUGCUGGUUGCCAGCUGUAGUCAUGUCAGCAUCGACCACCAACCCAAAAUUGAAAACACAAAGUACUCAUCGUUCCAAAAUCAACAAUCAAAAGACAUAGAAGACAAACUAGCCCACCACUUCUUCAAGAACCACCUGAAAUGUAUCCGUUAUGGAUAGUUUACAAAGAAGUAAACAGUGAAAAUAGUGGUGCAAUAGUGAGGUGCAAUAAUCCAAAUAUGUAAUUGCGGCAUCCCGUCUGUAGUGGCGCAGUUCUCUUCAAAAAAUGUAGGUUUUACAGAGUCACAUUUAUAAUGGCCUAAAAACUGUGUUGCUCUAGGUACUUUCUCCUCUACUGAGUUAUGUGGUCACAGGAGUGAUGUCACAUGGAUUAAACUAAUGGAGCAUUCUAACAGAGUGUUUUCUAAACAAAAUGGAAUGUUCUCAAUACAUAUAUGUUCAUAAAUAUGUACAGAAAUAAUGAUCUUUCUAGCAAAAUGCUCUUUCUUGCACCGUCUAUUUAAAAUGUUACUGUUACUUGGUGCACCACGAAACGUUUAGAAGAUAUCAAUAUGCCUCUUUAAUCAUUAAAUGUUUAUCCUGAGUCCUACAGUUUGACUUAAUGACUUAACAACCAACUUGAUCUGUCCCCUUAGUUGCUACAGUACUUGUUGGACAGGUUAGCGUGACAGCUGUUAUUUCUGUUAAUUUGUUUCACUGUUUUUUUGUUGUUGCCUGUUUCCUCAUCUCCUCUACUUCAUAACUACUGAUGAGUGAACAGACUGUAUAGAAAUGCAGCUGUUUUAUGGCAAGCACAUAGAGAUAGAGGACUCCUCUUUUAUAUAUGUGCCAUUAUAUCAUCUGUGACAGCAUGGGCAGCUCUAUUGAGGCUACAACCCAUAGGA
Messenger RNA from Coregonus sp. 'balchen', 16620 nucleotides. NCBI's taxonomy places the organism in Eukaryota, Metazoa, Chordata, Actinopteri, Salmoniformes, Salmonidae. The record is from the annotation of a GenBank genome assembly.